Molecule: messenger RNA, 1197 nt
Organism: Suillus clintonianus
Lineage: Eukaryota; Fungi; Basidiomycota; Agaricomycetes; Boletales; Suillaceae
Exons: 1
Coding region: 1-1197 (398 amino acids)
Source: RefSeq, a predicted model, not a curated record
AUGAGUCCCUACAUCCACUCCCCCGACAGCGUCUACUCUUCCGACGGCUUUUACUCCCCUCCCGAACAUUACCAGCCAAAGUACGAGUCCUCUGCGACCGUACCAAGGUUCAACUCGUGGUCAGCUUAUAGCCAUAUUUCGAGCCUUUUGCGUGCUCCGCACCAUGCUCCAUCCAUCAAUCCUAAAGUCACGAUUUUAACGACACAGCCAUCCCUAUCCUCCGACGUUAACACCCCUUCGUCUGCGUCGACACUGUCAAUACAGACGCCGUCCUCCCCCUUUGUCCAUGAAUAUCCUGACAAUCGGGAAGACAUGGAUUUUGAUGAAUCUGACUCAGAAGAUGAAGACGUUGAUUCUGACAUUGAUGAGAUGGAUGGUAUUGAGGAAGAAACUAUGCCGUUUUACGGUGUAACCGUGCCCCAGGUGAUGAAAUCCACUUCUGCGCUCGAAGGCGCGCUAGGGGACGGUUCACGGUCAUCUGGCCCUUGGUGGCCACAGCCAUCAUCGUCAUAUAUACUUUCAGACCGGCGAAUGUCCGUGUCUGCGCCUGGAUCCUCAUCCCACCGACCAAUACCUUCCCAUUCACAACGACGACAGGACAGCGAUAUGUAUUCCCCAAGACCACCUAAUGAUUCGGCACCAGCAUCACCUUCAUACCCUCAUCAAAGCUCUUCGUAUACCCAUGACAGUUCGAGUUCAAUGACUACAUUAUUCGCACCACCCACUUCCGCAUUGUACCAAAAUUCGUCAUCAUCCUCGCUGGCCGAUGCAAUUCCAAUCGGUCUUACACCUGGAGCUACACGAAAUUCAUCCACUCGUCUGCCCAUUAUGCAACCACAACCAAUCCGCCCAAUCCCUCCCAUUCCUUUGGACGAAUUAACGACGUCUGCUGCCGAAGUAGAUGACCCUGUCUUUCCAAACGAAGACAUUCAUAGACCUCGAGAGCGGAGUCUUUCGCCCCUUCCACUUCUUUGCCAGCCAGUCUCCGAUGCCGUGAGGUAUCAAUUGAGCGCAAAUUCUAGGAACGCUCAGGGUGACGGUGAGGCAUAUGAUCAUCAGAUUACGGCGGAGCCGUCACCUAGAAUUUCUGCCAUUCAAUCUCAUCAUUUUAAUCCGGCUUACCCCCGAACCUGUUCAGGAGCCACGCACACUCCGAUGUGUACAUGCAGACGUGACAGGAAAAUGAGUUGGCGGUGA